This is a messenger RNA of Prunus armeniaca (apricot), 723 nucleotides long. Lineage: Eukaryota; Viridiplantae; Streptophyta; Magnoliopsida; Rosales; Rosaceae. The record is from the annotation of a GenBank genome assembly.
AUGAUUUCAGCUCUAGCUCAGGUAAUUGGAAAUACUGACCAAACCCCAGUUCAACAAGUGCAAGGAAAUCCAUUAAUCACCUCACAAUCCAGCCCUGCAGAAAGCCAAUCUCAACCAGCACUGCAAGAUCAAGGGAAUGUGAGGAGACAACACUAUAGAGGAGUGAGGCAGAGAAAGUGGGGAAAGUGGGCCGCUGAGAUUCGUGAUCCGAUUAGGGCAGCCCGGUUGUGGCUGGGCACUUACGACACGGCUGAGGCUGCUGCACUUGCCUAUGAUAAAGCAGCUCUCAGCUUCAAGGGAAGCAAGGCUAAGCUUAACUUCCCGGAAAGAGUUCAAGAGAGCUCAGAAUUUGGCAACCUCACAAUUACCACUCAACAACAACACAACUUGAACAAUCCGGAAAAUGUUGAACGAGUUCAAGUUACAGACCCUGUGGUUCCCAAUCCUCCUCGUCAGGCUAUUUCUCAACCGACAUAUUCCAAUGUUUUUAAUUAUGCACCCUAUGUUCAAGGUGGAAGUAACAACGUAGAUUAUAAUGUUCAUCAAGUGCUGCCAUCUCAUGAGAAUCACGGACCGCAAAUCUUACCCGCCACAUCUUCUACAUCAUCUUCCAUGCCAUCUCAACAAGAAGAGCUCCGAAGAACGCAGGUUGGUUCUUCUCGUUCGAGUUCGGAUCUUCCUAAUAAAUAUAGGAAAGACUUCGAAGGCAGUCACUCAAGAUGA